Messenger RNA from Closterium sp. Naga37s-1, 1083 nucleotides. Lineage: Eukaryota; Viridiplantae; Streptophyta; Zygnematophyceae; Desmidiales; Closteriaceae. The record is from the annotation of a GenBank genome assembly.
AUGGUCAGUCGCGGCCCCUACUGCCGUCGCGGCCCUGCUCCCGUCGCGGCCCCUGCUGCCGUCGUGGCCCUUGCUGCCGUCGCGGCCCCUGCUGUCGCGGCCCCUGCCGUCGCGGCCCCUGCCGUCGCGGCCCCUGCCGACACGGCCCCUGCUGUCGCGGCCCCUGCCGUCGCGGCCCCUGCUGUCGCGGCCCCUGCCGUCACGGCCCCUGCCGACGCGGCCCCUGCCGUCGCGGCCCCUGCUGUCGCGGCCCCCGCUGUCGUGGCCCCUGCAGUCGCGGCCCCUGUCGUCGCCGCACCUGCAGUCACGGCCCCAGCCGCCGCGGCCCCUUUGCUGUCGCGGCCCCUGCAGUCGCGGCCCCUGCUGUCGCGGCCCUGCCAUGCACCCGCCCCUGCCGCGCCGCCCACCGAGCCGCGCCGCUCUGCCGAGCCGCACUGCCCUGCCGAGCCGCGCUGCCCUGCCGAGCCGCGCCGCCCUACCGAGCCGCGCUGCCCUACUGAGCCGCACUGCCCUGCCUGCACUGCUCCUACUGCCACUGCUGCUUCUACUACUGCUGCUGCUACUGCUGCUAUGACUAGCCCUACUGUUCUCACAUUUGAUUCUGAGGGGCGUGCAGUUGACUUUGAUGUGUGGGUUGACGACCUGCAGCUCUUUCUUCAGUGUGACUCUAGGGAUGGGGUAUCCCUUUUCGAUCACACGUCCGGUGUCUCUACUGCUCCUGCUGCCACUGCUGACAGUACGGUUCGCUCGCAGUGGACCACUCGAGACGCUGUUGCCCGUCUUGCUGUUCGUAGUCACCUGCCGCCUGCUGAGCACGCGCAUUUUGGCCAGUACAAGACUGCUCAGUCUUUGUACGACGCUGUAGUUGCGCGCUACUCCUCCCCUGCCACUGCUGCCCUCAGCCGCCUCAUGCUGCCGCACCUUUUCCCUAACCUUGCCACCUUUGCCACAGUUGCUGACCUCAUUACUCACCUCCGCACUAGUGACGCCCGCUACCGCGCUGCCCUUCCCACUGAGUUCUGUGCCAAGAACCCCCCCCCCCAUGUACAUCACCCUUUACUACCUAGUCACCCGCCUCCCUGA